CGGGUGGGAGGGGUGGGUCCGGGGACGUCGCGGCGGCCGUGGCCGCGAACCCUGCACGCAGGGCAGUCCUCCUCCGCCGCCUCAGAUGAUGGGUCCCGAGGAUGCCGGAGCCUGCUCGGGAAGGAACGCCGAGCUGCUCCCAGUCCCGGGGCCCAUGGGUCAGGACGGGAAGACCGUCCCGGCCACCGGCGGCUUUAGCGGAGGCGCUGUCGCCGCGGAGCCGCCGGAGGAGGCUGGAGAGGAGGAGGCGCCGCCGCCGCGGCAGCUCCUGCAGCGGUACCUCGCGGUGGCCGCGGGCCCGCUGAAGCCCGGGCUCGGCGGGGCGGAGGCGGCGGCGGCGGCGGCAGCAGUAGUCCCCGCGGCGCGCGGCUCAGGCAUGACCAACGGAGACUCGGGCUUUUUGCUGCGCCAGGACCGUCGCGGCCCAGAGGAGGCACGUCGCCGCCGAACCUGCGGCCGUCCCUGCCUGCUGGAGCCCGCGGACGAGGGCGUGGACGGUGCGGGUGGCCUGGACGACUGGGCCGCGCCGCUCGAGGACCCGCUGCGGAGCUGCUGCCUGGCGGCCGGGGACACGGACGACCCGGACCCCGCAGACGCCACCCCUGCCGGGAGGGCCGUCGGGAGCGCGGAGCCCAGCCUCGGCCUCCCCGACGCCCGCUUCGGUUCUCGGAACACGUUCGAGGUGAGCCGCCGUCAGAGCGCCGGCGACCUCCUGCCCUCGGCGGGGCCGUCCGCACCCUUGCCAGCGGCAGAGCAGGGUCCCGGGGGCACCACGGCUCGGGCUCGACGGAGCGGUGGCUUCGCGGAUUUCUUCGCCAGAAACCUUUUCCCAAAAAGGACAAAGGAACUCAAAUCAGUUGUCCAUAGUGCUCCUGGCUGGAAGUUAUUUGGUAAAGUCCCUCCCAGAGAAAAUCUUCAGAAAACCUCCAAAAUUAUUCAGCAGGAGUAUGAAGCUCGAACAGGGAGGACCUGUAAAGUACCGCCUCAGUCUUCAAGACGUAAGAAUUUUGAGUUUGAGCCACUUUCUACCACUGCUCUGAUUCUUGAGGACCGACCAUCGAAUCUUCCUGCGAAAUCUGUGGAAGAAGCGCUGCGUCACCGGCAGGAGUAUGACGAGAUGGUGGCCGAAGCUAAAAAACGAGAAAUUAAAGAAGCACAUAAAAGAAAAAGAAUAAUGAAAGAACGAUUUAAGCAGGAAGAAAGCAUUGCAAGUGCAAUGGUAAUUUGGAUCAAUGAAAUACUGCCCAACUGGGAAGUAAUGCGUAGUACCAGAAGAGUUCGAGAAUUGUGGUGGCAGGGAUUGCCCCCUAGUGUCCGUGGGAAAGUUUGGAGUCUAGCUGUAGGAAAUGAACUAAAUAUCACUCCUGAACUUUAUGAAAUCUUUCUUUCAAGAGCAAAAGAACGGUGGAAAAGCUUCAGUGAAUCAAGUUCUGAGAACGACAUGGAAGGUCUAUCUGUUGCUGACCGAGAAGCUAGUCUGGAAUUAAUUAAGUUGGACAUAUCCCGUACAUUUCCAUCUCUCUACAUCUUUCAGAAGGGUGGCCCAUAUCACGAUGUUUUGCAUAGUAUCUUAGGGGCAUAUACAUGUUACAGACCUGAUGUUGGUUAUGUCCAAGGGAUGUCCUUCAUUGCAGCCGUUCUCAUCCUCAACCUGGAGGAAGCAGAUGCCUUCAUUGCCUUUGCGAAUCUCCUAAACAAGCCGUGCCAGCUGGCCUUUUUCCGCGUGGAUCACAGCAUGAUGUUGAAGUAUUUUGCAACAUUUGAAGUAUUCUUUGAGGAAAACCUAUCCAAACUAUAUCUUCAUUUCAAGUCAUAUAAUCUUACACCAGAUAUAUAUUUGAUAGAUUGGAUCUUCACAUUGUACAGCAAAUCACUGCCACUUGAUCUGGCUUGUCGUGUCUGGGAUGUGUUUUGUAGAGAUGGGGAGGAAUUUUUAUUUAGGACUGGAUUAGGGAUCCUCCGGCUAUAUGAAGAGGUACUCCUACAGAUGGACUUUAUUCAUAUAGCACAAUUUCUUACCAAAUUGCCAGAAGAUAUAACAUCAGAAAAGCUUUUCAGCUGCAUCGCCGCCAUUCAGAUGCAGAAUAGCACCAAGAAAUGGACUCAGGUCUUUGCAUCUGUAGCAAAGGACAUUAAAGAAGGGGAUAAGAACACCAGCCCUGCUCUGAAGAGCUAACCUUUGAGUUAGUGGCAAACUGAAAUGCAAAAGGUAGUUUUCGGGGAAAGUUUUCUCUUUCCUAUGUGGAUACCGUGGAAGAAAUGUCGGAGAGAAGAAUCAGGAGCUGGAAUAACUUCUGGGUUUAAAUUCCAUGGCUGAAGUAAAUGAAAUACGUAAUUUAUUGACAGUAUUAAUAAAAAAGUACCUGUGGAGAGCCAUUUUUCAGAGGAAAAGGCUUAGAUGGCUAUUACAUACUCCAUAAUUUGGAGUGAAUACUUUAAUGCAAUAAUUUUUUUAAAAAAAAUAGCUUCACAGAAACUUCAAUUUUUAUGUCGUUUCUUUUUUAACAAUUAACUAUAAAUGCACUUCUGGAGUCAGAAUAGGAUUGUUAAAUCCUACUUUAGUCUCCAAAAAAGAUAGAACACAUGUAUUAUCUCCAGUUCUGAGCUUUUGAAGAUAUUCUAGACCGGUAGUAAGCAACUUGAGCUGUAAGUUCCGUCCGUCACUGAAGCUCUUGCUUGCUUUGCUCCCAGGCUAGGGAAGUCCUCCACCUCUAGAACUGGAAUGCUGAUGGACAUUAUUUCUUGUUUCGCUUAUGGUGUUUCCCACAGUGUUGUGUCUCCUUGUUUUUUUUGAAGAGAAAUCUUUCUCUAAGUAAUUUCUAUCACAAAAGAAUCUUCGCCUUAUUGUUUCUUGUCUGCAAAUUGUUAUGUAGUAACUUAACAUUAAAAAACUAAGUAACUGGUAGAAUGGAAGAUCUUUUUGCACUUUAGAGGACUGAAGACUUGACUUUGAGAAUAAGAAUAAGAAAGCAAUGAAUUCUAAGAGUUCGAGAUAACACACUACUUACACGACUUGAAUUUUUUAGUUAAAAAUCCAUGUUUUAUCUAUAGAAACAAAUUUUACUAAUUUCAGUUUGAAAUUUAAAACUUUAUAUAGCUAAGUCUAAGACUUGUGAAACUCUAUGCAUAUUUUUUUCUAAUUGAUGGGAAUAAUUGUAAAAGUAAUUUUACCUUUUUUCUUAGUCUAAUGGCAUCUCAGAUAAACUAUUAAUCAUUGGUAAAUUGACAUUAAAUUUAUUGCUCUUAAUUUCUUAACCUAACCUACCUAAAUCAUUUGAGUAUAAUGGUUAAUAUCAGUUUAAGAUACUAUUUGGUUAUUGAUUAGAUUUAUACUGUUCUGAUGUUGCAAUUUGGUUUGAAACAACAUAGAAGCACACAUUUCUGUUAGUAGUGGAUAUAUAUAUAUAUAUAUAUAUAUAUAUAUAUAUAUAUAUAUAUAGUCUUUAGACUAACAAGCCAGAUUCUUCCUUAUUGGAUAAUAAACUGCCUUAGGAGUAUGGGACCAGAGGAAGUGCAUAUAUUUUUACCCUAUGGGUUGAUCAUUCUAGCCUCAGGAACCCUGUAGAAUUAACUCCUGUCAUAGGGGCUAGCUCAGUGAAACUGGUAGUAUAAUAAAAUAGUGAGGGAGUUUCUAGAGUCUUAAUAGGUUCUACCAUGAGGACUAUCCCUUGAUAUUGGUGUCUCUCAUAAAAGGCACAUAACCUCCAGGAGUAAUCUCAUUGAAUUUAUAUUACUUGGCCUAGAUUUAAUCUUAUUUUCAUGUAUUAGUUUGCUAAGGUGGUCCUACACUCUGUAUUUCUUUCCCUUAUUUUAUUGUACAGUUUCUUUACCUACCAAGUAUAAAUGUGUAUAUAAAAUGUAAAUACAAGAAAUUCACUAAAAUCCACUAGUAACAAUUACUAUGAACAAUAAAACUUGUACACAGAA
Mus pahari (shrew mouse) is the source of this 3927-nucleotide messenger RNA. RefSeq names its product TBC1 domain family member 12 (gene Tbc1d12). The record is from RefSeq and is a predicted model, not a curated record. The coding region runs from base 86 to 2176 and encodes 696 amino acids. NCBI's taxonomy places the organism in Eukaryota, Metazoa, Chordata, Mammalia, Rodentia, Muridae. The transcript is spliced from 13 exons.